AUGCGGAAAUUCGUAUUUAAGCCUUUUAAAGGCGACAGCACGCCUUCGCCAGAUGAUUCAAUUGCAUCUCAGAACCCGGUACAAAGACGAAGAGAGCAAGUUCGCAGGGCACAAAAGACCCAUCGCGAGCGAAAAGAAGCAUAUACUGCGUCUCUGGAAAGCGAAGUCGUGCGUCUCCGCGCCACUAAAGCACGCCUCGAGACGGAGGCGAAAGCACUGUUUGCUGAGAACACUGCGCUCAAGCAAUACUUAAAUCAGCAUGGCAUUGCGGUGCCAAUAGGACUGACAAGAGAUCAGCAUGUCAUCCCAAACAAUAGCAGCAACGGUAGCCCCGGGUAUUCUUCUUAUUCUUCUUCUGCCUCUCCCCCUUCUUCUUCAGACACAGCGCCCGAUGAUACGCUUGUACUGUCCGUGACGCAAGAAGACUCCACGAGCAAGAAGCGCAACUGGCGAAAACAAGUCUUUGUCCACCAGACAUGUCAGACAUACCAGACCAAGUCUUCCUCUCCUCAAUCCAUCAGGGCACCAUUUGUCUCGCCGCCCUCAUCCGGCUCCGCAACCCCCAACAACAGCAUAUCCACGACCAUUACUAAAGCCUCACUCGGCAGCCUCGACCCGGAAAUCGUCGGCAUGGACUUCGUGUUAACCCUGGAAUCCCCUUGUCUCUCCCAUAUCGACGUGCCGCCCACAUCACCGCUCCUCUCCUCAGACACGUCGUCGUCGCUAUCCAGCCCGCCUACUUCCGCAUCCACAGGUACCUUUUCCCCGCUCAACACCGGCCACGCACUUACGCUCUCCGCCUGCGUACUGCAUAACCACCCAUCGCCGCCAGGCCAACGCCAGCACUCACACCAGCCCUGGCGAGUUCCGCGCGCAAGCCUCGAGCAGCUUCUCGCAUUGUCAGCUGCAAUUCCACUCGGCGACACUGAAGUCACGCCCGUGCAGGCGUGGGAGUACGUCAGGCGGCAGCAGGGCUUUGCGGACCUCGAGGUGGCGCGGUGGGAGGCGCUCAAGGAGAAGCUGGUCGAAGGCAUCAAGUGUCAUGGGUUUGGCGGCGUCGUAGAGAGGCAGUUGCUGGAGAAUUCCGUAUUUGAGGCGUUUGUUGUGGGAAAGGUGUUUUGA
Molecule: messenger RNA, 1122 nt
Organism: Exserohilum turcica Et28A
Lineage: Eukaryota; Fungi; Ascomycota; Dothideomycetes; Pleosporales; Pleosporaceae
Exons: 3
Coding region: 1-1122 (373 amino acids)
Cellular component (GO): RNA polymerase II transcription regulator complex
Molecular function (GO): transcription cis-regulatory region binding; DNA-binding transcription activator activity, RNA polymerase II-specific
Source: RefSeq, a predicted model, not a curated record